AUGUCGUCUAUGAUCACGACUGCUGCCUGGGUGCCGCGAGGUUUCGCGGCUCCCUUCCCCCAGAAAUAUAAUUUCGACGAGGAAGAGUUCGAGCGCAUCGCGUCGUUGGCGAAGCUAAAGUUGGACGAUGCCAAUGAUGACCUGGAAGAGGCCCAAGCAAAGGAUGGCGAGGGAGCAUCUGACAAGGAGGGGUCCAAGAAGGCGUCCGAAGACGCCAAGAACGAUAUUGAAAUCGACGACGACUUGAAAGAGUACGACCUUGAGCACUACGACGACGACCCGGAGGAGGACAUCGAGGUCGCACAGAGCAUGGGCAUGUUUGGCAACGUCAAAUCGUUGGCAUACUACGACAACAACAAGGAUGACCCGUACAUCACUAUACCAGACGAAGAGGAUGAGAACGAGGAGCGGGAGGACUUGCAAAUUCUUGCAACAGAUAACUUGAUGCUGGCAGCCAAGGUUGAGGACGAGCUGGCACACCUCGAGGUCUACGUGUACGAGGACGAAGCCGACAAUCUCUACGUACACCACGACAUCAUGCUUCCUGCGAUACCCCUCUGCGUCGAGUGGCUGGACAUCGCCUGUGGCAGGUCAAGCGUCGACAAGGACGCGGCAGCAAACUUCGUCGCGAUUGGCACGAUGGACCCGGAUAUUGAGCUGUGGGACCUCGACACGGUGGACUGCAUGUACCCAAACGCCAUACUGGGUCAGGGAGGUAACCCCGAGGAUGAGAAGAAGAAGAAGAAGAAGAAGAAGUCCAAGAGGGCAAACGACGAAUACCAUGUGGACGCAGUUCUGUCACUGGCGGCCAACCGAAAACACAGAAACUUAUUGGCCUCAGCUUCGGCCGACAAGACGGUCAAGCUAUGGGAUCUAAACACUGCCAAGUGCGCCAAGUCAUACAGCUACCACACCGACAAGGUCUGCUCGUUAGCAUGGCACUCGGUAGAGUCGACAGUUCUUCUAAGCGGUAGUUAUGAUCGGACGAUUGUCGCCGCCGACAUGCGAGCACCAGAUGCAAAGCCAUCAAGAUGGGGCGUGGAGAGUGAUGUCGAGAACGUGCGGUGGGAUCCUCACAACCCCAAUUUCUUCUUCGUUUCUACCGAGAACGGAGUCAUUCACUACUACGAUGUGAGGAACGCGCCUUCAGACCCAGCUAAGAGCAAGGCUGUGUGGACACUGCAAGCGCAUGACCAGUCUGUCUCUUCUUUUGACCUCAACAGUGUGAUCCCUGGCUUCAUGGCAACGGGGUCUACAGACAAGACGGUCAAGCUGUGGAAUAUUCAACAAACUGGCCCCGCACUGGUGGUGUCACGGGAUCUGGAUGUGGGCAAGGUCUUCUCGACUACUUUCGGGCCAGACGCUGAGGUCGCCUUCAGAUUGGCAGUGGCUGGUAGCAAGGGAAGGAUGCACGUUUGGGACACCAGCACAAAUGCCACUGUUCGCCGCGCUUUCGCAGGAAAGAUGCCUGCUGCCGAGGCCGACGAGGAUGUCAAGGAGAGGCUUGUUGGAAUCGCUGAUGACGAGAGCGAGUCUGAUGAGGACGAGGGGGCAGAAGAAGAAGACUCUGACGAUGGCGGGGAUGAGGACGAAUCCAUGGAAGAAGAAUAA
Molecule: messenger RNA, 1611 nt
Organism: Cryphonectria parasitica EP155
Lineage: Eukaryota; Fungi; Ascomycota; Sordariomycetes; Diaporthales; Cryphonectriaceae
Product: WD40 repeat-like protein
Exons: 2
Coding region: 1-1611 (536 amino acids)
Biological process (GO): rRNA processing
Cellular component (GO): nucleus
Molecular function (GO): protein binding
Source: RefSeq, a predicted model, not a curated record